GAUAAGGUUCAUUAGCAGAGGUGUUCAAGAGUAAGCAUAACUGAAUAAAUCAUAGGAGUUCAGUCAGAGGUCAUGUGACCAGACAGCUGACAGAGAUAAGUCCAUACAUAGGAUAUGUUGGCACAUUGUUGUCUCUAUGUGGAUAGACCCUAACUUUUGGAAUCUAAGACCUGAGAUACAUAAAGGACACCAGUUAUGGCAAAGCCAACAAAGAUUACAGCUAUGGAUGUAAAGGACAUCCGGUUCCCGACAUCGUUAGAGAAGGAUGGUUCCGAUGCAAUGCAUUCUGCCCCAGAUUAUUCCUGCCCCUAUGCUAUCCUAGAAACAGAUUCCACUUUACAAGGACAUGGCUCGACAUUUACAGUAGGAAAAGGCAGUGAGAUUGUGUGCUAUGCUAUCAACACUAUGAAGAAAAUGGUUGUUGGCAGGAACCUGAAAGACAUCUUUAAUAACUUUGGAGCUUAUUGGCGAGAAAUCACAAAUGAUGACCAGACAAGAUGGAUAGGUCCAGAAAAGGGAGUGACUCACCUAGCAACAGCAGCCAUCAUCAAUGCAUUAUGGGAUCUUUGGGCCAAAAUUGAAGGAAAGCCCCUGUGGAAAUUGCUAGUUGAUAUGGAUGCAGAACAACUUGUUAACACGAUAGAUUUCACUUACAUGUCUGAUGCAUUAACAAAAGCUGAGGCGCUAGAAAUACUCAAGAAGAUGGAUGCCAGCAAAGCUCAGAGAGAAAGUGAGAUUUUGAAAACUGGAUAUCCUUCAUACACUACAUCAUGUGGGUGGCUUGGCUAUAGUGAUGAAAAAAUAACUAAGCUAGCUACAGAAGCUAUGGCUCAAGGUACAUCUAGGUUUAAAAUGAAGGUUGGCAAAGACUUACAAGAUGAUAUUAGGAGAGCUAAAAUAUUCAGGGAAGUGAUUGGCUUCAACAGAGUUUGGUGUGUAGAUGCCAAUCAGAAGUGGGAUGUUCAGGAAUCUAUAGACUGGAUGACGGCUCUAGCUCCAUACAAACCCCUGUGGAUAGAAGAACCAACCAGUCCAGACGAUGUAUUAGGCCAUGCUGCUAUUGCUAAAGCAUUGAAUCCAUUGGGUAUUGGUGUAGCUACCGGUGAAAUGUGCCAGAAUCGUGUCAUGUUCAAGCAGUUUUUACAAGCGAAUGCUCUCCAGUUCUGUCAGAUAGAUGCAUGUAGACUGGGCGGAGUCAAUGAAGUGCUUGCUGUUAUACUCAUGGCUGCUAAAUUCAAUGUUCCUGUAUGUCCUCAUGCUGGUGGAGUUGGUCUGUGUGAAUUAGUUCAACAUUAUUCCAUCUUUGAUUAUAUCAGAGUUUCUGGAUCUCUAGAGAACAGGAUGACAGAGUUUGCAGAUCAUCUACAUGAACAUAUGCUAGCACCUGUCUCAGUCAGAAAUGGCAACUAUGUUCCUCCAAAGGCACCAGGAUUUCUGGUAGGGAUCCAGCCAGAAUCUCUGAAGGAUUAUGAGUACCCUCAAGGAGCUGCCUGGCAGAAACUGUUUGAUCAGGGACUCUUUGAGAGGGAAUAAUCUACCUGCUAUCAAGAGGAUCAUUGGUUUUUACUUCACCAAGAAAACAGAAAAUAUAAAUAAUAUUUAUGCAGUACUUUUACAUGUUCCAAAAAAACAACUUCUGAAGAGACCACUUCCUAUAUCCAAGAAAAAAAAAGACAACAAAAAGAUUCUCAUUGCUGAUACUAAAUCAAGUUCUUAUGUUUCAUGAUUAUUAUGGAAAUACCAUGGAAACCACAUUGUGAAAUACAGCCAAGCUGUGGUGUAUUGCAUUUAAAUAGAAAAUAAAAUUUGAAAACUUA
Mercenaria mercenaria is the source of this 1817-nucleotide messenger RNA. Its product is annotated as mitochondrial enolase superfamily member 1-like. Gene Ontology annotation, biological process: carbohydrate catabolic process. Gene Ontology annotation, molecular function: magnesium ion binding; L-fuconate dehydratase activity. The record is from RefSeq and is a predicted model, not a curated record. The transcript has 17 exons. Bases 196 to 1533 code for a protein of 445 amino acids. Lineage: Eukaryota; Metazoa; Mollusca; Bivalvia; Venerida; Veneridae.